Epinephelus moara (kelp grouper) is the source of this 694-nucleotide messenger RNA. RefSeq names its product voltage-dependent calcium channel gamma-1 subunit-like. The transcript is spliced from 3 exons. Lineage: Eukaryota; Metazoa; Chordata; Actinopteri; Perciformes; Serranidae. Gene Ontology annotation, cellular component: L-type voltage-gated calcium channel complex; membrane. The record is from RefSeq and is a predicted model, not a curated record. Bases 401 to 694 code for a protein of 97 amino acids. Gene Ontology annotation, molecular function: calcium channel regulator activity. Gene Ontology annotation, biological process: regulation of calcium ion transmembrane transport via high voltage-gated calcium channel.
UGCCCACCAUGGCAGACAGUUGGUGUGGUCAUCAACUUUCUUGAUCUACCUCAACAGCUGUAAGUCUAAACUUGCAGCCCCCCAGUUGUGCAGCAACUCAUAGUGAGUAGGGAAAAGGGGACUUGAAACUAGGACAGAGCAGUCUGGCCCCUUUCCCUUCGAACCAGAGGCACAGAUUUGCGACAAGGGGAGAGAAGACACUAGUCUUAGACGAGGAGAGAAAAGGAGAGGAGACUUUGUGGGAAGCUUGCUGCAGUCACUGAGGAAAGACGCCCCUGGGACACAGACCAGUGUGUUCACGUUGCAGAACAUCCAAUUUUAUAGAUUUUUUAAAUUUUUUUAUUUUCCAUUAUAUCAGGGGGAGAAUAUUCACUGAACAGAAACCUCAUCACCUGGAAACAUGCACAAGCGCACCAAGAUAAAGAUUGCCAUCUUCGUGCUGAUGGUGGGCAUGGCUUGCAUGUUCACGGCUGUGGUAACGGACUACUGGGCAGUGCUCAGUCCACGGGUGGAGAAACUGAAUGAUACCUGCGAGGCGGCCCACUUCGGCCUAUGGAGGCUGUGCAAGAAGCAAAUCUACAUCAGCUCGGAAACCUACAAGGAGGGGCACGGCUGCGGACCCAUCAGCCUGCCUGGAGAGGAAAACUGCACCUACUUCAGACACUUCACCCCGGGGCAGGAUGCCGGCACAUAG